Trichomonas vaginalis G3 is the source of this 1605-nucleotide messenger RNA. RefSeq names its product mucolipin family. Bases 1 to 1605 code for a protein of 534 amino acids. The transcript has a single exon. The record is from RefSeq and is a predicted model, not a curated record. Lineage: Eukaryota; Parabasalia; Trichomonadida; Trichomonadidae.
AUGGCUCUGAGAAUUCGUUUUGUCAGGCGCGUUCCAAAGCCCAGGAGGAAGAAAGAGUCUCCAUUCCUGCAAGUAUCAGAAACAGAACUAUGGCAUAAGACAUAUAUCCCACCUUGGGAAAUGUUUUAUAACAUUUUAGAAUCAAUAAUUCUAAUUAUUUUCUUCUUUACAGUUGCAAAUCCAGUGAUUUAUUAUUACUAUUUACAGAGAGGCGCUUUUGUGGAUUCAUUUUAUCCAAAACAAGAUGAAGGAACACCAAUUGAAGAUUUUUCGAUCAUUAGUGACUAUUAUGAUACAGUUAAUGAAUCGUAUUAUACCCUCAAAACAGAUAGCUUCCUAGAAAUCCAUGAUGUUAAUAGAUCUCUACCUGUUUUAUGUGAGAUUUACUGGAUGAACGGUUCUAAAACAGAAGGAUCAUUUCCUGACAUCGAUCUAGAGUUCUUCAAACACAUUAAUCGUAUAAUCAUAUCACUUGAUUACGUUAUCGUUUCAAGCGAUUUAACAUAUCCAGGAUGCUCAAAUUGGUAUACGCAAACAGAGAUUGCAGCACGUGAUGGAUUGGUCCAGUUUACAAUUGAGCCUUCAAUUCGAAGAAAAUCAUGUACUCCUGAGAUGAUGACCGAAUUUAACGUUACAACACCGAAAUCAAUAGCCGUAACAGAUGACAAUUCGCAUAGAAUGCUUCAAUCAAUACGAGAACAGUCAAUUAAAGCUCCACUUCAGUUUUCUCGCGGAAGAACUAAAAAUAAAUUGACCAAAAAGUCAAAGAAGAACGCUCAUCCACUUAUAAAACGCAAUAGACCACAUAUUAGCGAAGAAAGGAAGUACAGAAACAAUCAUUUACUCAAAAAUAAAAAUACCAAAACCACAAUUUUGUAUGACAACAAAUUCAAGCUUGAAGAAUGCAAGGUCUUUAGAAUUACCAACCAUUUGAUGCUUUGUAUUGUUGUUGCUGACGCUCUACAUAUAUUUACGAUGUUAUUUUCACUUAGAAACCGAUACAACCUCCAUAAAAACAGAUUAUCGAACAACCAAUACAGAAAUAUGGCUUCUCUACCUCGGAUCCAUAUAACUAUUGGCUAUUGGUUCAUUAUAGAUUUUGUUUGUUCUUGCAUCACCUUAAUUUUGGCUUCUAUUACGUUCGCCAACUCAUAUAAGAUGACGCAGUUCCCUUCGCAGAUCACCCUCGAGAUUAUCAGCUUCGCAGGACUAUUUUCAAUUAUUAGAUUGUCACAAUGGCUCAAAUUCUCUAAUGGUCUUUACCAACUGAUCACAAUUAUCAGAGAGGCAGCCAUUAUGUUGCUAAAUCUCGCUGUCGAAGUUAUUCCUAUUUGGUCGGCUUUCAUUUUGUUCGGAAUUUUCACAUUUGGCCUCAUUUCUGACUCCUUCAGAACAGUCAGAGAGCUUGUUGAGCGUUUCAUCACCAGUGGAAUGGGAGAUUCGAUCGAUGACUUUUACAUCGUUAUCGAUGAUGGAACAGACGCAACAGCAUGGCUUUCCUUCUUCUAUGUGUCAGCGAUCACUGCUGGUGGCAUGUGGAUCAUCUUCACUUCUUGUAUUUCAUCAAUCAUGUAUGUCAGAGAACAUUACGUUGACUUAGACUAA